This is a messenger RNA of Lepisosteus oculatus (spotted gar), 3328 nucleotides long. NCBI's taxonomy places the organism in Eukaryota, Metazoa, Chordata, Actinopteri, Semionotiformes, Lepisosteidae. The record is from RefSeq and is a predicted model, not a curated record.
UACAGUAUCUGUGCCAGUGUUAAAGGAGGCCCGUUUUAGAGAAACUUGAGACCGUGUUGUGCUGUAACCAACUUUUCAUCUUUCAACAUCUGUUUUUGUUUUGCUGCUUUUGGCUGGAUUUACGGUGCUAGAGCUCGCUCAUCCAUAGCUUGAAGCACUGCGUCUUCUAACUGAGGGUGGUAAGGCAUGCUUCAGUGCUUGGUUCCUGUUUGUAAAAUGGUUUAUAUCUGCCACAGACGUCACCUGCUCUCAGAACUAACUGAUCCAGAAAGCAGACAUCUUAUUUUGACAUGAAGAAAGAUAUUGAGACAUUAAUAGCAGAGGAACGGGCUGAAAUCAUCUCAAAAUAUGACAAGGGCAGGCAUGAGGGUGUAGAGAUUGACCCGUGGGAGGAUGCCGAUUUCAACAUCUACAAAGUCACCGAUCGCUUCGGUUUCCUGCAUGAGGAGGAGCUUCCAACACCGAGUGCACUUGAGGAGAAGCAAAAACAACAAGAGAUUGAGAGAGUGGACAAAUGGCUAAAAAUGCUGAAGAAAUGGGACAAGUACCGAAACAGCGAAAAGAUGUUGCGGAGAGUCUAUAAAGGAAUUCCUUUACACCUUCGGGGUCAGGUGUGGUCCGUCCUUUUGGAAGUUGAGAAGUUAAAGAAUGAAAAUGUUGGAAAGUAUGAGAAAAUGAAAGAACAGGCCAGGAGCUACUCCACAGAAAUUAAGCAAAUAGAUCUUGAUGUUAACAGGACCUUCCGGAAUCACAUAAUGUUCAGGGAUCGGUUUGACGUGAAGCAGCAGGCCCUGUUCCACGUGUUGGCAGCCUACUCCGUUUAUAACACGGAGGUGAGCUACUGUCAAGGCAUGAGUCAGAUAGCAGCCAUCUUACUGAUGUAUAUGAACGAGGAGGACGCCUUCUGGGCCCUGUCACAGCUGCUGACAAACCAGAAGCAUGCAAUGCAUGGGUUCUUUAUCCCAGGAUUUCCCAAACUUCAGAGGUUUCAGGUGCACCAUGAUCAGAUAUUAUCUAAGCUGAUUCCAAAGCUGAAGAAACACUUGGACAAGGAGCAGAUGUCAACAGGGAUUUACACAACCAAGUGGUUUCUUCAGUGCUUCAUUGACAGGACACCAUUCACCCUGACUCUGCGCUUAUGGGAUAUCUAUAUCCUGGAAGGGGAGAGAAUCCUGACUGCCAUGGCCUACACCAUUCUCAAACUGCACAAGAAACGUUUACUCAAAAUGUCGCUAGAAGAUCUUCGGGAGUUCCUACAGGAGAAGAUCGCAGGAUCUUUCAGCUUAAAUGACGACUCAGUCAUUGAGCAGCUCCAAGCAUCCAUGUUAGAACUACGCAAAAUGAAGCUUGAUCUUCCUCCUCCAGCUAAACCUGAAGAGUUUCCAAAGAAUCCCCUUGGCCAGGAACUGCCAGUUUUGCUUGUACCAGUAAAACCCUGCCAAGCUGCCAAUGACAAAAGCAAAACUGUACCAGGGACAGUAGACCUUAGAACUGACAGAGAGCAGGAGACAGUUCUGCCAGAUAAAAGCCCUUCUCCACUCCAUGAACGGGACCCAAAAACACCUAAUGGGGAAAAUGUGACAUUGCCCUCUCCCAGUCCUGUCAUGGUGCACAGUCAUGAAGUAAAAACCCCAGUCAGGAGCUGGCCCCACACCCCAGAAGACAGAGGUCCUUCCGGAAUCCAAAUACCAGUCAACACCAUACCUCAGACUGCGGAUAGAAUUCCAGGGGGAAAGGACACAAGUUCGGAUAACAGAGCAGAUCUCCCUGGCCCGCACGGAGGUGUUGUUUCCAGACGGCAGCUGGAGACGAAAGGAGCUCUCCCGGCGGCAGGCGCAGGUGGCUCGGUGGGAGACGAGAAGGAGGAGGACCAGGCAGCCGACGGUGAACCGCAAGGGGAGCCCAGUGAGUGGCCGCCGCCCUAUGAACCCCCCGAAACGGCUGGAGACCCCGUCGCGUUGCCUGUGCAGCUCCUGGAAGAACAUCUGCCGCUUCCUCCCCCUCCUCCUCCCCUGCCUCAGUUUUGCGCAGACCCCCCAGACGUGCAGCCUGGACGACGCUCUUGCGCGACCCCCUCCGUGGAGGCAGAGGUACCUCAAGCCGAGAUGCCUUGCCCAGGCAUCCCGCCGAAGCCUCCAGACCUCGCUCCCCUCCGGAUAUCUGAGGACCCCUCAUGUGCCGACGUGGACGCCACAGGAUUCCCGGGCAGCCUCGGAGUGCCUGGUCACUCCGGGGAAAGGAGGUCGUCGAACACGUCGCACUACGAUAACAUGGAAGAGGGAGCAGAGGAUCCGUAUCCGCAUGUGUUGCCGGACUCGGCGGCUGCGCUGACACCGCCUGAGCCUCCAGAGGGGAGUUCAAGCCUUCCAGUACCUCCCGAGUCCAACGAUCCCAUGAUGUUUCCUCCCCCACCCCCACCCGUGGCCUUCUUCCCUCCAAAGCAGGCUGCCCUGCCUCCUUCCGCCAACUCAGACUCUCCUUCCCUGGCGGUUCUCGGGCCGGAUGAUCCAAACCGACAGGGCGCUGGCGAUCCUCUGGAUCUGCCCGCCCCGCCGUUCCGUGAGAGACUACGCCCAUUUCAGCCGCCCCAGGGCACUCCCCCAGGAUGGGGAGAUCCUGGCACGGGCCACAGUCUGGGGAAACAAAUGGGACCCUCCAGGCCCAUCCAGGAUAACCGCCAGCUCCCCGAGAGCUGCAUGGAGGCUGGAACCCUCUUUAUUGUGGAAGAAGGAGAGGCAAAGGACUUCCAGUGCGCUUCUUCUAAUGUGCUCCCGAGACCGACGCCUUCCGCAAUAACAGCUCCAAAACGUUCUCCACACGCUCUGGCAAAGAGAGGACCUCCGGGCGUCCCUGUGACACAUUCCGACUCUGAUUUUUACCGGACACAUGCUCCUGGUCACCAAGUUCCAAAAUCAGUGACGUUUUAAAUCUGUAUUUCGGUUACUUUGGACUGGAUGGGGAUCCUUUUCUUAUGUUUCAACAAGUAUCUUAGCAAUUUACAGCAAAGUUGCUGUCAUGUAAAUUCUUGGAGUUCAUUGAGAGUGAAAAACAAUUUCUUUUAAUUUCACCAUUUUCAAGCAAGAACCUUUCUUAAUGCCUUUUCAGUUUUUUUUAAAACAUUGAUUUUAAUUUUUUAUAGUGGUUAGUUUAAGCAUCUUUCACAAUUGAGAAAUACAAAGACCAUGCAUUUUCAAAAAAGCAUUAGUUUUGAAAAGGAAUGAGUUCAGGACACUUGGAUCUUAAAGCAAUUUCUAUUUGAAAUAUGGUUGAGUGCAGGGUAGAUAUUUAAAGUUAAUUCCAUUCUUAUUUGAAGGAUUAUUAUUAUUAU